Molecule: messenger RNA, 1203 nt
Organism: Notechis scutatus (mainland tiger snake)
Lineage: Eukaryota; Metazoa; Chordata; Lepidosauria; Squamata; Elapidae
Source: RefSeq, a predicted model, not a curated record
AUGUCAUACUCCACAUGUCCAGGGCGUACUGGAUUGCCCCUGACAGUACUGCGAUGGCUUCAGAGUCUCGACCUCAGUUUUUCACCAAAGAACUUCCGUAGGGAUUUUUCAAAUGGCUACCUUAUUGCCGAAAUAUUCUCUCGGUACUUUCCAGAAGAUAUUCAUAUGCAUUCCUUUGUAAAUGGAACCUCCCUAAAUGUCAAACUCAGUAACUGGACAAUGCUUGAAAAGUUUUUUACAAAAAGGAACCUGAAACCUACACGAGAGUUAAUUGAUGGAACAAUUCAUUGUAAACCAGGAGCUGCAGAAAUAUUUGUACAAGACAUUUAUACAAUGCUGACAAACAGUCGUAUAAAACAUAUUCAAGAGGAAAAGAUUGAUUUUACUGAUCGUAUUUACCAGGACAAUUUACCACCAGUUGCUAGAUCAACUGCUUCAAGGGCUAUUAAAAACAAUAUCAGUCUGACAGAAAUAAUGGCAGAACCUGAUAUUUACAAAAACAAACAGAAAAUAAAUGCCAUCCUUGACAUACAUAGGCAGCGAAGGUUAAUGGAGAGGGAACAACAUCCAUCACGGUUUGGUAUUAAACCAACACUGAGACAACUUGCCAUUGAUCGCUCUUCUAUUUUGGCUCGUUCAUUUGGUACAACUAAUCUUCAAAAGGAAAAAUCUGUUCCUGUGCCAAAUAGAGUAGCAUCCACACAAAUCAGAGGUAAAACAUAUGUCCAUUUCAAAACUAUUCAAGUGAAACAACCUGAGAAAUUCGCAUUUGAUAUAAACAUGAAUACUGAAGUUUAAGGUAUACAUUUUGAAGAACUACAGAGAAGAAAUUCAGAAAUACCAAAGAAGAUUUAUAAUCAAACAUGAGUCCUAUAUUGAGGAACAUGAACCUUACAAAUAAGCCAGUAAAGAAUUAAUACUGACAUCAAAGACAUAUUGCUAACAUGAUAUUUAAACAAGCAUAAGAAAAUGCAAUAAUUUUAUCCAUUCCAUCACUGGAAAUUUACCUCGUCAUGCUAUAAUGUAAAUUUUUAUUAUACAGUAAUGCAGAACCUAGAACUCUUAGUGAAUAUAAUUUUAAUAAAAUGAAUCAGCUCCAGCCUCAUUGUCAAGUAUUUUCUUAAUCGUUUAGAAACAAUGUAAAAUGUUCAAUAUAGCUAAAUAUAUACUCUUAAGUACACAUAAAUUGAUGGAAAUCAACGA